UGGAUACAGUAGACUGCUUCAUUAACUGUAAACGGGAGCUUAUAGCUUUUUGUCGCGUCGCGUAUUUAGCAGUGUAGAUGGGUGCAAAGGGUUAACUGUGAUGUCAGUUGCAGAGGCAGGGUCUGCUACUCACUGCAAGCAGUUUCCACCCUGCUUUAAAUACAACGCCAACACAGACAGUCAGAGAACAGUGUGUGAAACGGUAGAGACAGAAUACAUGAGCGAAGAGCAGCGAACAAACAUCAACCGGUCCGGAUUCAGCAGCGUACGAAGAUCCACUAAGUGCAUUUGAAUGGCUGUCACAUCCUAACGCGUCUGCCGCAUCCCACAGUCAGACCAUGAACUACGUGGGUCAGUUGGCCGGUCAGGUUUUCGUGCAGGUGAAGGAGCUGUACAGAGGCCUGAACCCUGCCACCCUCUCCGGCUGUAUUGAUGUCAUUGUGGUGCGUCAGCCGGACGGCACUCUGCAGUGCUCGCCUUUUCACGUCCGUUUUGGCAAGAUGGGAGUACUGCGCUCACGGGAGAAAGUGGUUGACAUUGAGAUAAAUGGGGAGCCGGUCAGUUUACAAAUGAAACUGGGUGAAAAUGGAGAGGCAUUCUUUGUCAAAGAAACAGAAAGUGAUGAGGAGAUGGUGCCAUCCCACUUGGCUACAUCACCCAUAAUUUCAGAAGGCUCUGCCCUAAUGCAGGCCCAAGUGGGAAAAGGCUUGUCCCGUCUGUCUGAGUCUGGAAACGGAACCUCCAUUCAAACCCUGGGCCCCAUGCAGGCCCCUGGUGACAGUUCAAUAAUGAAGAAAAGGAGGAAGAGGAGGAGAAAAUCUAAAGUAGACAGCAUGAAACGAGAGGACAAUGGAGACUUUUCAGAAGAUGAGGACAUGUUUACCAUCGACAUGAGUUCUGAUGAUGACACAAAGGCUACAGGCAUCAGAGCCAUGUCACAUGAACCAUUUGCUGAGCAGGUGAAAGGAACUGGCAGCACGUACACACAGUCUGAAGGGAACUGGACUGGUGUUCAAAGUACAGGGCUGGAGAAGACAUGCCCUUUACCCAUUCCCACCAAUACGGGAUUAUCCAUUUCCUGCCCUCAACAAACAGCCAUGUUCCAGUCCACAUACAGUCCAAAUAGCUCCUUGCCUUCUACACCCAAAAGUGAUUCCGAGUUGCUGGCCAGUCAGAGGGGUAAAGGGAAACCGGACAACCCUGAGAUGCUGUGGACAUGGGGAGAGCUGCCUCAUGCUGCCAAGCCUUCAUUCCUGAUGCCCCUGUCAGAGCCCAUGGUGGUGACCCCAAGAUCAAUCCCACCAUCUGAAAGCACGCACUUCAGAGCCAUCACUGGGGAUGGAACGGUGGAGUCUCAGGCUAAUGAUGUGUAUGUGCCUAAUCUCAGGGCUGGAGAGGCAACAUCUGCCCCUGCUGUAGAUGUGGAGGCCAUCAGUGCAGCCGCCCAUCUUAUCACAGACCUGGAGGAGGGCCGUCACAGUCCUGGGGCUCAUGCCAUUAGCAAGACGGACUCUCCAUCCAAGAGAAAAGACAAAAGGAGCCGGCACUUGGGAUCAGAUGGAAUAUACCUGGAUGACAUCACAGAGUUGGAGCCUGAGGUGGCAGCCUUGUACUUUCCAAAGAGUGAUGGAGCAACUGCUGUGAGGGGUGGGGCAGAUCCGAGAAGUGCAAAUCAGUCCCCUCAGUCAGUGGGCAGCAGUGGAAUGGACAGUGGGGUGGACAGCUUUUCUGACCAGUUAGGAGACUUGCCUCAUAUUGCCAUCUCUCUAUGUGGAGGACUGUCAGAAAACAGAGAGAUCACUAAAGAGGAAUUCGAGGAACGAGCAAUAUCUUAUCAGGAGUUUGCAGAUAAUCCAUCUAUCAUUGAUGAUCCCAACCUGGUCGUAAAGAUUGGAACUAAGUAUUAUAACUGGACCACAGCCGCUCCUAUCGUACUGGCCGUGCAGGUUUUUCAGAAACCCUUGCCAAAGGCCACAGUUGAGAACAUCAUGAAGGAGAAGAUGCCCAAGAAAGGAGGACGCUGGUGGUUCUCAUGGCGGGGCAGAAACAACAGCUCCAAAUCGGAAUCAGCAUCAGACCAGAUUGAAGGUGGAGAGGAGUCUAUAAGAACAGGAACUGUGAGCAGAUUAAAGGAUGAAUCAUCAUCCAGUGAAGAUGACAGUGGAAGUGCUAAACAGAAUCCUGUGAGCAAUCAGCCUGAAGUUCUCCACAGCUCUGGAGGCCACUGCUACAGAAAGACUCUUCGUUUGUCCCCAGAACAGCUAGCCAGUCUGCACUUAAAAGAUGGACCCAAUGAUGUGGUCUUCAGCGUCACCACCCAGUACCAAGGCACCUGUCGCUGUGAGGGCACCAUUUAUCUGUGGAACUGGGAUGACAAGAUAGUGAUUUCAGAUAUUGAUGGCACCAUCACAAGGUCUGAUACCCUGGGACACAUAUUACCAACUCUGGGUAAAGACUGGACUCAUCAGGGUAUUGCCCGACUCUACCACAGAGUCAGCCAGAACGGCUACAAAUUUAUGUACUGUUCAGCUCGGGCUAUUGGCAUGGCUGACAUGACCCGGGGUUACCUGCACUGGGUUAAUGAAAGAGGCACUAUGCUACCCAUGGGACCUGUGCUGCUUAGUCCUAGUAGUCUGUUCUCUGCAUUUCACAGGGAGGUCAUUGAGAAGAAGCCAGAAAAGUUUAAAAUCGAAUGUCUGACCGAUAUUAAAAAUCUGUUCAAUCCAAACACAGAACCUUUCUAUGCUGCUUUUGGAAACAGGGCAACAGAUGUUUAUUCAUAUAAAGAGGUGGGAGUGCCUCUGAACAGAAUAUUCACUGUGAAUCCUAAGGGAGAGCUCAUCCAAGAACAUGCAAAGACCAACAUAUCAUCUUAUGGCCGUCUGUGUGAGGUCGUAGAUCAUGUCUUCCCUCUUCUGAUCAGAGGGAACACCACUGACUUCCCCUGUUCAGACACCUUCAGCCAGUUCACCUUCUGGAGAGAGCAGUUACCAGAGGUAGACAAGCAGGAUCAACAAGCUGAGAGCAGCUAAAAGGACAUAAAGCGAACAUCACCUACAAAUUCAGCUCUAACGCUGCACUGCCAUAGGUAUUACUCUACGCACAAGCCACUUAGCACUUUGCAGACCGCAUGCCGCCCUCUGCCUGUUCCUUCAUUAUUAUUUUACUCUUUUAACAAACAUUUAACAUUUCUUUGUGUUUUAAUGUUUUGUUUAACUGCCAAUAGGCUGAAUCUGGUAGCAUAUCAUGCAGCUCAUAUUAGGGAAUUUUUUUUGUUUGUUUGUUCAUUUAUGAUGGUACAGUUAUUUUAAAGUGGCAAAUGCGUUAUUCAUAACCAACAUGGCAAUUACAUUAUGCUGUUAAUUUUUUUUCCAUUGGCUUUGUCUAAGGGUGUAAAGAUGUAUGAGGGAAUACAAUUAUUUUAGUACAUAGUAUAAAAAUGUUUUUGAACAUUUGUCAUAAAACAUUCAGAGAGAAAUGUAAAAGUUUCAUAAAAAUAAAAAACAAUAAUAAAUAAACUCAGAUGUAGGUCUAAAGCCAGCUAGUAUAUCUCAGGUGUUACAGAAUUUUCACAAGGUAUUCUUUUGAAACUUAAAGUGACCUUUCAUAACAACAACAACAAAAAUCAACUAUGUUGGUUUUUGCAUUUUCUUUGACAUCUAAAUUACUUUAUGACUCCAUUUCCUUAAGAACAAAACAACAAAUGCAAGUGAUUAUUACUUAAUUUUCAUCUUGGAUAACUUCUUACCACAUACACACUUUACAUUUUGCCAAAUGUUUAUUAUUGUAUGAUAAAUUUGCAUUCCUUAUUAUUUGUGUGUAUUUUAUGUAAAGUACAUAUCUCUGACCAGCAGAAAUGAAUCAUGCAAAAAUUGAUUUUGUCAUAUGUCAUACCCGUUCGCAUGUAAAAAAAAAACAAAAAAAAAAAACAUAAACUACACAAAAGCAAACAUCAAUGCAAAGAACACUCAGGUCAUGAAGUAUUUCUUACCUGUAUUAAUUCCUUCCUAUUAAUAUCAUAUUUAAUACAUCUUAAUCAUUUUUAUAAAAUAUAAUUACACACACCUGAGAGAAAAAAAAACAUUUUAGCUUAUUUCAAUAAUAAAAAAAAAACCCAGAUUCAUGGUGCAUCCUAUUAUCUUAUGUUAUUUUUUUUUUUAAAUAAUCUUUAUAUUCUACCAACACCUCUACCCAAUUGUAUGUAUUGUUUCAGUCUUAUUAAAGGAUGAAAUGGAUUGUGUGUUAUGAAAGCACUGUACAAUAGAAUAUAUUAUAUGUCUCUAGUGAAAGAAUAAGGGUUUUGUGUAAUACGUAAAUGGACAGCAAGCUCUUGCUAGUUGUUGCUCCAGCUUUUAUUUAACAUAAGUGUAUGGAUAAUCUGUGGUUUUCCAAGGUUAUCAAGGAGCACAUUAAAUAAGCACUGAUGUGAUGCAUGAAUGAUAAGGGGGCUUUAGGGACUGGUUUAAAAGAACUGUGUAUUUUAACGUAAAUCAUUGUUCUUGUUCUGCAAAGAAAAAUAGAGUAAAUGAUAGAGAUGUGUGCAACAUGAAAAUGCAAUUUGUACUGAUCUCUAAUUGGUUCAGUUGGCGAUACAGACUAAUGACAGAUGACUGCUACAAACUUCAACACUGUGAAUGAUCAGGUCAAAAAUCCGUUCUCUCUACAUGUCUUACAAUAUUUAAAUUCAGUUCAUUGAAAUUUCUUAUUCUAAACAAAAAAUUGCUGAAUAAUAUAAGACUGUGGUUCCCAUCUCAUGUUUCCUGCUCAUAUGAAUAGUAACAGCCAUAACAUUCAUUUACAAGUUUUUUUUCUCUCUGUGGAGUUUUAUAUUCUUUCUGUGAAAGAUCUUGUUGCCUAAGUUGUGGCAGUUGAGUUUGUGUGUCAUUAUGUUCAGUGUUGAGAUGUGAAACUACUGUUGUGUGUAUAUUUUAAGAUGCCAAAUAUCAAUAUGUAAAUUAAAAUCCCACUACAUGAAUCCAAAAA
This is a messenger RNA of Ctenopharyngodon idella (grass carp), 4983 nucleotides long. It is a transcript of the gene lpin1a, whose product is annotated as lipin 1a. Gene Ontology annotation, cellular component: mitochondrial outer membrane; nucleus. Gene Ontology annotation, biological process: positive regulation of transcription by RNA polymerase II; cellular response to insulin stimulus; fatty acid catabolic process. The transcript has 21 exons. The record is from RefSeq and is a predicted model, not a curated record. The coding region runs from base 339 to 3032 and encodes 897 amino acids. Lineage: Eukaryota; Metazoa; Chordata; Actinopteri; Cypriniformes; Xenocyprididae. Gene Ontology annotation, molecular function: transcription coactivator activity; phosphatidate phosphatase activity.